Bombyx mori (domestic silkworm) is the source of this 5418-nucleotide messenger RNA. RefSeq names its product HEAT repeat-containing protein 6. Gene Ontology annotation, molecular function: protein binding. The record is from RefSeq and is a predicted model, not a curated record. Lineage: Eukaryota; Metazoa; Arthropoda; Insecta; Lepidoptera; Bombycidae. Bases 181 to 3486 code for a protein of 1101 amino acids. The transcript has 16 exons.
GACAUUAUAAUUGUCAAAAAAUCCAAAUAUUUGAAAAUUAGAAAUUAGAAAACAAAUAAAGACCAAUGGAUAAAAAUAAGACAUGAUAUAUGAUAAAUUAUGAGAAAAAUAAUAAUUAGGGAAUAAAAUUAAGUGACUCAAUGUUGCCUUAAGAUCCAAAGGUAAAAUAAAUUAUAUAAAAUGGAAAAUAAUUUAUCUGAAAAUUACUCACGGCUGUGUGGAGAACUGUGUAAUUUACUUUAUUUAAAAAAUUACAAUAAAGAGAAAAUUAAUCAACUUAUUGAUGAACUCAAUUCUAAACCGUUCAAAGCUGAGAUAUUUGUUAGAAAACAUGACGCCACAACAUUAGUGACAGCCCUUUGUGUAAAUAUAAAGCCAACGAAAGACUUUUUAGCAACAAAAGCAUCUCAUCUUAUGAAAAGCAUGAUCGUGAAACAAAACCUUCAAUUUAGUGCUGAUAAUUUAUCAAAUGUAGUUGCCUGGCACAUUGAGUGCUUGAAGCAUAUUUCUGAGAUAGUAGUGCCAGAUAUUUUGCAUAAUUUACAGUGUAUUCUGCAAUACAAUCCGCAAGUGGGUCAGAAGUUUACAGAUGCCUUAAUUGGCAGUAGAGGUGUUUUAAUACACUUAGUACAUGAUGACAAAUAUCUCAGCACUCCAAACUCACUCCAAAUAUGUUUGGUUGCUUUUAAAUGUAUGAUGUGCUUAAUAUCGGCUUAUGAUGACAAAACGUUAGAGACAAGCCAUGGUCUUUCAUUGGAAGCCAAAGAGAAAAUGUCACAAAUAGCAAUGAAGUUUUUAAUGAAAGGUCAUAAUAAGAAAACUGAUGAAUUUUUGUACUGUAAGGCUGUUGUAUCAGCAUUAAGGAUACUGGCGCAGUUAUACUUCAGUGAUCAGAAUGUGAUAAUUCCAUUGCCAGAAAUAAUAGGGAUCUGUCAUUAUUUCGUUCUUUUUGGACUUGUAGAUCAAGGUAAUAAACCUGAGAAGAUUAUGCCUUCUCAGCAAACUGUAGCCAUGGCACCUGUACCACACAAACCACCAAGUAAGGGUGGGAAGAAACAAAAAAUAAGGAAACAGCGAAACAAUGCAAUAGAAAGCCUUAAGAAAGAGAUACCUACCUCUGAUAGAAGUUUAUUAAAAGACGUUGACAAUUUCGAAAACAAUUCUGCCUACAAGCCAGCAAGUCAGAAUUACUUAGAGCCACAGAAAACUAAACAUGCCUGGGUAUUGACCAGUGAUUCAGACAUAUCAGAUGUUGAGAACAGCAGGGAGGCAAAAUUAAUUGCUUUAAAAGCUAGAGUGAGACAGAGUGCUUCAAAUUUACUUUUAGUCCUAAUAAAGGUAAAAGAAAAGAAAGAAAUCUUUGGAUAUUGGUGGGCCUUGUUACCCGAUUCUCCAGAUCCUCUGAACUGGUCUUCUGGAGAUUCUGCAAAGAAGACCCUUGCUUUUUGCGCCGUAACUGAUCCUAUAGCCAGUAGCCGUUCUAGUGUUCUGAGUGUAAUACUAGCGUUGCUAUCUGGAUCUAGGAUUUACUUGUCUCAAGCCGAAACAAGCAAGAGAGAGACAACAUCAUUCAUACCGUUCUCGGUGUCGCUUGGUUACGUAAUUGUUUGCAUGCACAAAGUUCUUACCUCGAUCCUGGACAUCGAAAGGAGUCACGCCGUGAUUAUUGUAGCUCUGAAGUGCUGUGCCGCUUUGGUUCAGGCCACGCCCUAUCAUAAGAUGAAGAAUGGUCUCAUAGGGGACUUAGUUAAAUCAACAAGGAAGUUUUUGAUUCAUCGAGAUAUAACCCUGCAGGUGGGUGCGCUGAUAACAAUGGGAUGCGUCCUCUCAGUCGAGCCAAAAGUAGAGGAGGUAUUAAAAUCCAUAGAAAAAGAUACGGCUUUUCAAAACAGUCCUCAAAAUCAGAUAUCUAUAACUGAUGAUUUAGAAGAAUGCGGUGAUUUUGAAGAGGGAUAUUCGGAUGAUGAACCUUUCGAAGAUUUUAGUGUGACGAAGGAAAAGUCUACGUAUUUCAGAAGCUGGAUCUUAGAUAUCUGCUUCCAUAAAAUUGGAUGGUUGUUCAGGGGACCAGAAGUAAAGAGAUGUAAACCUGCAAAUAUACCGGUAAUACUAGAAUCUCUUCAAGUACUCUCGGCCAUAGCAUUCCAUCAUCUACAGGAGUUACUUCACCCUCAUAUGCUGUUACUUGGAGACGUCCUCUGUGAGAUGUUGCAGCACGAGCACCAAGACGUGGUUGUGCACGCAGCCAAGACGGUCAGCGUAAUUGGUGAUGCCGUCCAGAAAUUAGAGCAAACGGAUCAAGCUCCACCCUUGACCCACUGCGUGCAAAUGUGGGAGAAACUGAUAACUCCAUUGUCGAAUGUGCUGCAAUCGAACGAGAAUUCCCCGGCGAAGGCGGUCGCUUGCGAUUGUAUAGCGAACAUCGGGGAGAAAUCCUUCAAGGAGUUGCCGAGACGUUUUCAACUGCUGUGCUGCGCUUUACUGGUGGGAUCGUGCAGCGACGAAGAGGCGUCGGUCCGAGCCGCGGCAGUACGCGCCUUGGCCAUGGCGGUUAUGUUCAAGACAUUAAGAGAGGACAUACACUUCGUAAGCGACUGCGGCGAGAACAUCCUCAGGGCGUUGUUGGAGCCGACUUUAGUGGUCAGAGCGAAGGCAGCUUGGGCUUUGGGUAAUCUAAGUGACGCUCUCGUGCUAAACUUGCACGAACCGGAUGCUGACGAAGUCGACGAUGACCUGCUGGUCCGGCUGCUCGAGGUCAGCAUACAUUGCGCCGUAGAUAAUGAUAAGGUCAAGCAGAGUGCGACACGUGCCCUUGGAAACCUCUUACGUUUGAUAAAGAGCGAUAAUUUACAUCGGAAUCCGCAACUAAAGACCUUAUGCGAAGUAGCAAUAGGGAAGCUAUUGGACUGCGCUUGCAAGGUCGCGAACAUGAAGGUCCGCUGGAAUGCUUGUUACGCGCUGGGGAAUGCAAUGAAGAACGAGAAUCUCUUCACCUGUUUCAAUGGAUGGCAGAGUGAGGUGUUCUCGAAUCUAUGUAAACUAACAAAAGAGUGCAAGAAUCUCAAGGUUCGUAUAAACGCGGCGGUCGCGUUACGGGCGCCGCGCUCGCGAAUAUCGUACGCGGCGAACUUCGCGCCGAUUUGGCGAGGCGUCAUGGCCGCCAUGGAGAACGCUGUUAACGUCGACGAUUUCACUGAAUACAAACACAAAGAUAACCUCGUUGAACAGCUCUGCGUGACACUAGCUCACUUAUGUUGCCAGCUCACGCCAUCGGACCUAACCGAUAUCUUAGAUCACCUGGUGUUUCACUACGACUGCGCUAAAGCAGUCUUCACGCAGGUAUUUCAGCGUUUACCGCCGGAGAACGCUUCGUGCCUCCGCAUACUGCAAGCCGCUAAAUAUGUCACCGUUGAUCUGGUCGCUUCGAAUGAAGCGCAAUCACAGUCGUUGAGUUUACUACAAGAUAUAUUUAUAUUCGAUUUUUGAUUUAUCCGAAAGUGUAUUUGUUUCUUACACUGUAAGGAAAGGUAGAUUGGAGUGGAUGACGCGUCUCGCUUUUAGGGAAACCGAUCGAACACUAAUCUACAGUAAUAUCUGCGUUUAAUCUAUACUAAUAUAUAAAUCUACAGUGGUUUUUACGGAUGUUCCGUUAUGACUACUGAACCUUGCAUCCGAUUGACUUGAAACUUGGUAUUCAUGUAGAAAAUACAUGCAAUUAAUGGAUAGGCUAAUAUUUAUAUGAGUGUUGGACUCCCUAAUAAUAAUGACAAUAAAUAAUAAUGUUAAUUUUAAAUGCGCAGCGAAGCGGGCGUGUACAGCUAGUAGUGUUAUAAAAUACUGUUGGUAGGACGUCUUGUGAGUCCGCGCGGAUAGGUCCGCCGUAGGUCCACCGCCCUGCCUAUUUCUGCCGUCAAGCAGUAAUGCGUUUCGGUUUGAAGGGUGGGGCAGCCGUUGUACUGUUAAAACUGAGACUUAGAACUCAUGUCUCAAGGUGGGUGGCAGCAUUUACGUUGUAGAUGUCUAUGGGCUGCGGUAACCACUUAACACCAGGUAGGCCGUGAGCUCGUCCCCCCACAAGGCAAUAAAAAAAACUUCCUCAUCUAAUUAAAAUUAUUUUUUUGUAAAUACAAAAUUAAAUAAUUUUAUUACCACUUUACGUUUUUUAACACUAAACCUACCGAUAGUUCUUGUAUACGUAUUCCUUCCUACUGCGUUCAGUAACUUCGACCCGAAAUUCAUAAAGCGGUCGAUUUUAUUAUUCAAUAAAGAUCAUGUAUGUGUUUUUUCUUGGAAAAGAUUAAAAAAAUACCUUAAGUAAAUAGUGCAGCAAAUAUUUUAAGCAUAUUCUACGAAUUGUUUUAUAGUUUCACAACGGUAUUUUGAUGUACUUAUAUAGUUUAAAAAAGUACAUAAAUUUGAAAACGGUCAAUUUGACCCGUACUUGUUAAUAGGUUUAAUGUUCAACCUUCAAAACUAAACAAUUUUAAUUUAGUAACAUUUAGUUCUUCGUUUAAUAUUGCAUGUUUCAAUGUACAAAUGUACUGAGCGAUUAUUAAUGAAUAUGAUCGAUUUGGUAAAUAAUUGAUUUAAAAAUUGUAGUGAAACAAGGAAAGUGCCUUUAAUCGAUUUCAAGCAAUACUUCUAUAUUGCUAAUGUUUUUUUUCUUGCUCUUAUUAUAAGUGGACAAGAUCACGGCCCGCCUAGUGUUAUGUAGUUACCAGAGGGAACCCGUAGAUAUUUGCCCAUUUACUCUCAUUUUAACUGGUGGUAGGACCUCUUGUGAGUCCGCAUGAGUAGGUACCACCAACCCACCUAUUUCUGCUGUGAAGCAGUAAUGCGUUUCGGUUUGAAGGGUGGGGCAGCCGUUGUAACUAACUAUACUGAGACCUUAGAACUCAUAUCUCAAGGUGGGUGGCGCAUUUACGUUGUAGAUGCCUAUGGGCCCCAGUAACCACUUAACACCAGGUGGGCUGUGAACUCGUCCACCCAUCUAGGCAAUAAAAAAAGAUAAAAACAACGUAAAUGCCGCCAACUGACCUUGAGACAUGAGUUAUAAGUCUCAGUACAACGGCUGUCCCAGACCCUUCAAACUGAAAUACAUUCCCACUUCACGGCAGAAGUAGGCGGGGUAGUGGUACCUACCAGUGCGGGUUCAAUAACCUACCCGUACGGCUUCAAAUUGUGAUGUCGGGAAACAAUGAGACUACGGUUGACUUUCUACUUUAUUGUUGUAGUACAAAUAUAGUAAGAAAUUUAAUGAUCAGUAAGUAAAAAUUAUUGUUGAAUGUGGCGCGACUUAUCUAAAGCACGUAAAAUUGUUUACUAUAUCAUAUAAAAUUGCUUAUGUAAUAAAGUCUAAUUAGAGAAAUUCUGUUAUAUACAUAAUAUUUAUAUGAAAUAAACGUUUUAUACCUACUA